Messenger RNA from Oldenlandia corymbosa var. corymbosa, 1125 nucleotides. The record is from the annotation of a GenBank genome assembly. NCBI's taxonomy places the organism in Eukaryota, Viridiplantae, Streptophyta, Magnoliopsida, Gentianales, Rubiaceae.
AUGUCUAAUAGUAUUUCAUCAUCAAUGCAUGUGAAUUCAAGUUCUUCACUAAGAACUGUAAACACACGGGAUCAUCAAGAGAUGAUUGUCAAGGAAAAUUCUGAAGAUCAAACAGUUUUGCAGGUUAAUGUUUCAAUUCAAGCUUUGGAUUCUUCACCGUGUGGAGGAAGAGGAGGCGGUGGUCGUCAAUAUCGGGUUAUCCGACGUGAAAGAUCCCGAUUACCCGGUAACAACAUUAACCUAAACAUAAAAAGAUCUCACUCAGGAGCUAGAAGUUCAUCAACAAAAAGUCAACAUGGAUUGAACACGUUGGUUUCAAUUCCCCCACCACUACCACCACCAUCACAAGAAAAUGGGAGACACAAGGAGAACAUUUUAAGAGGCAGUUGCCCUGCCUCCCUCGUUGAUUCAACAAGACCUCAGAGAAGUGCUACAUCUACUUAUGAUUGGGAUCAGAAUUUGCUGCCCACUUCAGCAACUGAUUUGCCUGUUCUUAAUGAAGAAAAUGAAGCUCGAAAUUUGCUAAAAGGACACAACCUUGGGUUAGGUACAAAUGAAUGUUUGGGAACUAGCUCACUCAUAAAGGGACAAAACAUUCAUGGCUCCCAAACAAUCUAUUCAUCGGAAGUCCGAACUACUAUUGCUGGAUCUCAUAAUGAAGUUGGCAGCUCCCAAGCGGCAAUGAGCCGAGAGGUUAUGGAUUUGGUUCUCAUGUAUCGGGACUUUUUAGAUUCCUUGCCUGAAGUUGAAAGUGGGUUGGAUGAGGGUCAAAUAGAUAAAGCUAUUGAAGAUUUGAAAACCUUGCUAGAACCUCCUCAACAAAUGAACCCAAUUUCAGGAAACUCCCAAAUUGUUCUCUCUCCUCCCUGUCACAAUCCUUCGAAAGAUUCUCAUAGUUCAAUCGAAAGUAAAAAUAAUAAUGCUAAAAGCAAGCAAGAAGAAAGAGAAGGAACAAGCAAGGAUGCAACAACAUUGGCGAAUGCGGAAACCAAAUUGAAUUCCGAGGUGGAAUCUAGUUUUUCUGGCCUUGUUCCAUUCUUGAUGAAUGACGAGUUUGAGGAUCUAAUUAAAUGGCCUGACCCUGAUUUCCUUAGCUAUUCUGACCCUUACUGGUUUGAUCCUUGA